Psilocybe cubensis is the source of this 1326-nucleotide messenger RNA. RefSeq lists its product as uncharacterized. Bases 1 to 1326 code for a protein of 441 amino acids. The record is from RefSeq and is a predicted model, not a curated record. The transcript is spliced from 11 exons. Gene Ontology annotation, molecular function: iron ion binding; oxidoreductase activity, acting on paired donors, with incorporation or reduction of molecular oxygen; heme binding. Lineage: Eukaryota; Fungi; Basidiomycota; Agaricomycetes; Agaricales; Agrocybaceae.
AUGAUUCAUGAUGGUUAUUCUAAGUACUACGGGGGUGCCUUCAAAGUGUCGAUGAUGUCAAAAUGGAUGGUCGUAAUCACAGGCCCAGAUAUGAUCAAUGACAUUCGAAAAGCGUCUGACGAACAGCUCUCGUCCAGAGCAGCAAUUGCAGAGACCGCUCAGUCUGAUUACAUGAUUAGCCCCAGAAUCAGCACUGACCCCUACCACGUAGGCGUUGUUCGGACUCCGUUAACCAGACAUCUCGGAACCCGCUUCAAUGAUAUUAAAGAUGAGAUAGCAUCCAGCUUCUCUGACUUGGUACCCUGCAAAGGCGACGAAUGGGCCUCCAUACCUGUUUAUAAAACAAUUGUUAGCAUUGUUUGCAGAACAUCCAAUAGGGUAUUUGUGGGGCUCCCUCUUUGUCGAAAUCCUGAAUAUCGUGAGCUCAAUGAGCAAUUUACUUUGGAUGUCGUGGCCGGUGCACAAUUUAUCAAUAUGUUUCCCAAAAUCCUCAGACCUGUUAUAGGUAGACUUCGAACCAAAGCAUCUCGAAGGAUAGAAACUGCGAUUUCCCUUGCUGGACCUCUAUUUCAGGAGCAAUUGGAUAAAGAAACUCAGUACGGCAAAGAUCGUCCUGACAAACCAAAUAAUCUGAUUAGCUGGUUGAUCGAUGUGGCAGAAGGCGAACAACGGGAUAUACGAGAUUUGGUCAUUCGACUGCUCUCUGUCAAUUUCGGGGCUAUACACACAACGUCCAUGGCUUUCACCCAUAUUCUUUACGACCUAGCCACCUACCCAGAAUAUGUUAAACCUUUGCGGGAGGAAAUAGAAUCCAUAAUAGCUACUGAAGGGUGGACAAAAGUGUCUACUGUGAAUAUGCAUAAGGUUGACAGCUUUAUUAAAGAAUCUCAACGUAUUGCUGCUAGCGGCCUGAUGAUGAGACGUGUAGCAAUGAAAGAUUUUACGUUUUCUAAUGGAAUCACCGUUCCUGCCGGGACACAUUUGGGCUUUGCAACCAGUGCUACACACAUGGAUGAGAGCAAGUAUGACAAUCCGUCAGAAUUCCAAGGAUUCCGGUUUGCGGAACUGAGAGAUAAGGAGGGCGAAAGCAAGCAACACCAAAUGAUAUCUCUCAGUUUGGAUUACGGGGUCUUUGGAAUAGGGAAGCACGCCUGUCCGGGCCGUUUCUUCGCGGUAAACGAACUCAAGACGAUGCUUGCGCAUGUUCUUUUGAAUUAUGAUGUCAAAUUGGUUAAGGAAAAGCAAAGGCCAGAGAAUUGGUGGAUGUCAGCAGGUUGUAUUCCCAAUAUGACCGCUGAGCUGAUGUUCAGGAGGCGUCAAGCCUGA